This is a messenger RNA of Ilex paraguariensis (yerba mate), 1030 nucleotides long. The record is from the annotation of a GenBank genome assembly. Lineage: Eukaryota; Viridiplantae; Streptophyta; Magnoliopsida; Aquifoliales; Aquifoliaceae.
GGGGGGAGGGGAAGCAAAGAUUAGUCUGCAGGCUCUCUGAUAUUUUGUAUUGGCAGCCCAGGACGUUGGAGGUUUAGAGUGUGAGCAAUUUAAUCUGUGAUUGCUUUAGUAAAUGCACUUUUGACUGUAGACGGUGUCCCAUUUUGGUAAGAGAGGAUACUUUUGUUUUUGUUAUCGGAUCUUGUCCUCUGCAAUUUUUUGGUGCCACAAGAAGACCACAUUAACACAUGCAAAAAUAUUAGAAGGACUACAUAGACAGAUGUUAGAUGUAACUCUGAUGUUAUCUAGUAAUGGCAUUACAGCAACGAAUUUGGAAUCCUACAUGGUCAGAGCAAAGAGACGAAAUAAGCCAUGAGGUUUGGAAAGAUGAUGUUCACGGUACUGAGCAAACCAUUGGUUUUGGUGUGAAGAAUGCAGUUCUCUUCCCCACGGAAGUAGAGAAAGGAAUGUGGCCAGAAGACUAUUCUCUUUCAGAUCAUGCCCGUCUUACCGUGGUGUUUUCACCUGUUAGAAUGCCAUGUUCUCGGUUGAUGGCCUGACAUUCCUUUCUUGGGUGCCCAUCACUUGGAUGCAGCAUUUAUAAAAGAAGAAACAAGGAAAGCCAGUGAUUGGUGAAAGAUUCGAAAUUUGGUUGAUGGACUAUUCCAUUCACAAGCAGCGGUGAAGAACAUUUUUUUAUCCUAAUGCAGAUGUGACUGGUUAUUCUUCCACCUUGCUACAAUGGGAGUUGAUAGCCUACUUCUUUGCAGCACCUAGACGGAAGCUCGGCCUCUCAACCGAUAACUGUCAGCAGACGAUGCAGUUGGUGUGGCUAUCUCAUUUAACCUGUCUUGUUUUUAGGCUUCUGCCUUAGAAAAGGAGUAUAAAGUAAAAGGGAACACAGAGGACUAAAAAAUUGUAGACAUUGUACUAUGGAGCUUAGUCGCAAUCCCCUUCGGUAAUAGAAUAAGCUUUUCCUUUGAAGAGUUCGUUGUAUUUCUGAACGUUCAGUCUCACGUUUUUGGAAUGGUGAACAUGAUGUGUUUAUGUA